AAUUAAGGCUUUGAAAGAGCUUCUCAUUCAGUGUGAGUCGAGACCUGCCUUAAAGAAGUUAGAAAGAGCUUAGAAGCUGGGGAGAAGCACAUCUUUGUGUCCAAAAAGCAUAAGGAACGAAAGAAGAAGUGUCACAUCAGUCUAAAAAAACAGGAUUCAGCAUUGAGAAAGUCAAAGAAGUCAUGGAUCUGAAAGUAAAGCUGUUAGUUGUCCUCCCUGUUAUUUUCCUUUUCAUGGAAGUCGUACCAAGUCUCGGAUUCCGCCGAUACAAGAAGCCCUUCCCUACACGACUACCAAAUGUCAUAACCAAAGAACAAUGUGGGAAAGUGUGGCCUAAACUUCCAUCGAAGAAAUCUAGUCGCUUCCUGAGAGGCCCAGUGUGCACCCGACCUGAUGACACCGUUCUGUUCGAAAAGCUGAAGGAUAUUGGUGGCUUUAACCCUCGAUACGUGGCAAUCAACCGGACAGAGGCCAUGAAAUUUCCAAAUCUCCUCGCAGAUAGGAACUCUGUGGCUGUUACCCGACCCCCAAAACUGCACACCGUGAAGGCUUCCGUCAGCAACUCCUCAGUUGGGAAGAAAAUAGGAAAGAGAGAAGCAGACAAUUUACCCAGGGCUGCAGGCACUAUCCUGGAUCAACAAUGCUUUGAUGCAGGUUCCAUUGUUGAAGGAAGCGGCUUACGGCGUCUCUGCAGCGAAUGCUCAGCCAUCACGCAGCUACCAGAUGAUAUCUUCCCUCGAUUCAUCAAUGAGAUUAUCUGCGAAGAAAGCAGCGAGUCCUGUGGCUCUCCACUUAUAGGCCUAUGUCAGCAGAGGAAUUUGGAAUUUAGGUUUCUUCAAUUCACAGGAAAUUUUAGAAGAAACUUCCUGCUUAGUCUAAUACUUAAUUUGGAUGUGUUUGUCGAAGAUACAGUCGAGUUUGAUCAAGAUGUUAGAGGAUGUUGCGAAUGCCGCACAUUCAGGGCAUGAAUAAUUUUUAAAAGUGCCAGACGCGGUAAUGAACUAUUCUUUAUGAAGUUCAAUUUUAGUUCAGAUCUAUUUCCUAGUAGCCUUUAUUGAUGCGCAAUAUAUUUUAGAGAAGCACUAACAAAGACACGUUCAUUUCAUUAUCUAUUAGAUUUUGCAAGACUAGUGGGGAAAUCGCCUACGUGGCGAAUUUCGCAAGGCAGUGGCAUUUAAAGCGAAGGAUUCUAGAUGGGAAAGUAUUAUUUGAUUGCGAUAAAGAACUUACUCUCAAUAUCUCUGCUUUUAAAGACGCACAACGGAAGUUUCAGGAAAAUGACAGGAACUGCAUUUUUUAAUAUAAAUUUCAAAGCACAAUGUGAUGAUGUGAUUACCACAGCAACAUGCGAUAUGCUAAUGUUUUGAUCUAAGUUAAAUUUUUCCUGUGUAAAAGUAAAAACGAUUGUACUAAAUAUAGAUAUUGUACUUGAUAAAUGUGGGGGUAGAGUCUACCUUGGCAUAAAGUGCUCAAUGCUGUCGUAGCAGAGCUGAGUAUAUAUAAGUGAAAGAAUCAAAGAGGACGCAUCGAUUCUCUGUUACGAGCGCUUAGGCGCGAA
Molecule: messenger RNA, 1558 nt
Organism: Pocillopora verrucosa
Lineage: Eukaryota; Metazoa; Cnidaria; Anthozoa; Scleractinia; Pocilloporidae
Source: RefSeq, a predicted model, not a curated record